GCUGAGCGCCGAUCGCAACGCAAGACGACGACGCAUCCGGCGAAGCGUCGGCGCCGUGCGUCGAGACGUCGAACGUCGGUCUGUCCGUCCGUCCGUUCGUCGGUCGUCCAUCGCGGGAUCCGCCAAACCGAACUGGCCAGCAGCAUGCCGCCGCGUCGAGCCCUCAAGGGCCCCAGCAGGUCGUCGUCGUGAUGCCGCCGUCGAUCGCGAACAACCAUUCGACCAUGGGACUGAAGAAACGGUUCAAAUGGUGGAAGUUUUUCGUUCAUUCCGAUUUGGACGGUUACUGGCUCACUACGUGAUUCAAGAUCGUAGUGAUACUCUUAGUGAUAAGCUCGCCGCAACGCACAAAGCCAACGGACGUCUCUGCUGCUGAUGAUAGUUGUGAUAUUUCGUAUUUGAACACAAUUGCUGAAUGCAUCUCGAAUCAUGGUGGACCUAGGAGGAUACGUGAUAAUUCUGGUAGAAACCAAGGAUAAGAAGAUAAAAUUAUAUGGAUCUCCUGCUGACAAAGAUAAUCUGGAGGUCGGGGAUGAAAUCCUUGAGGUGAAUGGAAAAACGUUAGAAGACGCGACGCAUACUGAAGUUAUCAAUCACAUUCAUCAGUGCAUACGAUCACGAACGAUAUGUCUGCGUGUGAAACGAAGGAGCGGGGCUCGAUUAGGUAAGCGGAAAGGUAAAACCGGCUGUUGCCAAGUUGUUGAUUAUGUCGGAGAAUUACGGAAAACAUGAUAGCCUGGCUGAGCCUAGCAGAACGCUGCUUGAUUGGCCAGGCUGACUGCCCAG
Acanthoscelides obtectus is the source of this 786-nucleotide messenger RNA. The record is from the annotation of a GenBank genome assembly. Lineage: Eukaryota; Metazoa; Arthropoda; Insecta; Coleoptera; Chrysomelidae.